AUGGUAAACCUGUGCCUCAGAAGGCUGCAAUUUCUGCUCGUCUUUCAUGUAAUACUGCGUGCUCACUUUGCUCAGCCCCAAACCAAUCCCCUGAUUGAUUCCGUACACCACCACAACUGCCGACACGAAGCUCCAGUGGAGCUCGUUGCUCAGCUUCUUCAAGAAAUUAAAAGGGCUCAAAAUCAGGCAAAAAAUCCCGUUCUUAGGGGCUUUUCCCCUCUGGCAAUGCUCUUCUUGAAGUGGGGAUUUAUCUGCAAGGAUUCAACGUGUGGAUUCAAGAAAGAGAUGGAUUUGCCGAGAAAGAGGCUUUGUGGAGAAGACGUGAAUUUAGGUGGAAGUGAACUGUGGAGUGGAGGACCGGAGAGUGGAAGAGAGGAGAAAAAAGAAAACAGUCGAGAUGGGUUAGAUAUCCGAGCCAUUAGUCAACGCCUUCGAUCUGUUAUCAACGGGCCGGACAUCGGGCUUUCGUGUUUGGGCCUCUUGGACAAUUUGGGCUUUAAGAUAUUUUGUUCAGUUAAUUUCAAGAUAGGCAACAGUAUAUUUUGGAUUUCGGCUUUAAUUUUGGAAGAAUUGUCGAUUCAAUUAAAUUAA
Messenger RNA from Striga asiatica, 591 nucleotides. Lineage: Eukaryota; Viridiplantae; Streptophyta; Magnoliopsida; Lamiales; Orobanchaceae. The record is from the annotation of a GenBank genome assembly.